AUGCCCACGUGGACGCUGUGCUUGGGCAGCAGGACGAGCUUGAUCUCCAUGGCCGGCAUCCGCUACGAGGGCACCCUGAGCGGGGUCAACUCGGACGACUGCACCGUCGCCUUGGCCAAAGUGCGUGUGUGCGGCACGGAGGGUCGCCCCGCCGAGCGAGCCGUCGCCCCUCGCGAGGAGAUCUACGACUACAUCAUCUUCCGUGCCAGCGAGAUCAAGGACCUGGCGGCGUUGGGGUGCCCGCUCUCCGCUCUGCACCCCCACCUGGCCGUCGUGCAGUCCUCCUCGUCACGGGGCGCCCGCCCCCUGCGGGACACGCAGCGCGGAGCCCGCCGGCUCGUGCGGGACACGGCGGACGGGCGGCGGCCUGCACACGGAGGAGCCACAGCCGCGAGGAAGAGCGCCACGGUGGAGCGGGGGGUGCAGACGUCCCCCCAGCGUCAGCAGCGACGGUGUCAGAGCACGAAGCGGAUUGCCGCCCAGACUCCCCGUGGGGCCCCGGAGCCGUGCGUUGAGUUGGACGCGGAGUUUGACUUUGCGAGCGCCAACGCUCGGCUGGACCGUGCGGCGCUGGAUAGGGAGUUCCGGGGCAGGGAGGCCAAGCGGAGAGAAGCGGACAAGCUGAGGGGUCCCCGCACGAGCUCCCCCGUCUUCCUGGACGGCUGCUUCUACGACAAAACCAGGAGCUUCUUUGACAACAUUUCCAGGAACUGCCGCGUGACGUUGGCGGAGCAGUGGCGCCUGAACGUGGCGACGUUCGGGGCGGACCUCUCCAUGUCGCUCGCUCGCCGCUCCCGCCGAUGCGGGGCCCUGUGGGGGGGGGACGGGCGGCCGUGCGCGCCCAAAGCCGCCGGGAAGGGUGCGACGGACCUCGCUGUGAAUCCCAACAAGCGCCGAGUGAACGUUGCCUAG
Lethenteron reissneri (Far Eastern brook lamprey) is the source of this 912-nucleotide messenger RNA. Its product is annotated as protein LSM14 homolog A-A-like. Lineage: Eukaryota; Metazoa; Chordata; Hyperoartia; Petromyzontiformes; Petromyzontidae. The record is from RefSeq and is a predicted model, not a curated record. Gene Ontology annotation, molecular function: mRNA binding. Gene Ontology annotation, cellular component: P-body. Gene Ontology annotation, biological process: P-body assembly; cytoplasmic stress granule assembly.